UUGCUUUAGAAGCUGAAGUCCUAGCUGUAGCUGUCAGUACGAAAUUAUAUUUUUAUUCUAACGUAAAGCGUUUUAAUAAAUUAUAAAUAGAACAUCAUCUUAUAAACUAACAUCGUUCUCAAAAUGCCUAAAGCAGCUCCCAAGAAGAAAGCCGCGAAUGGCUACAAACUCCCAGAACCGUUUACGGAGGGUGAAGUUCUCGAAGAUGUAGCCAAGAAAAAGUGGAUUUUGGGGCCGUCAAUAGGACAAGGAGGGUUCGGUGAAAUAUAUGCGGCAAAGGAAUUCGGCAGUAAAGACUCAAAGUAUCCGUAUGCUAUAAAAAUUGAAAAUCAUGAAAAUGGACCUCUCUUCGUGGAGAUGCACUUUUAUAUAAAAAAUGGAAAACCAGAAGAUGUGGAAGAAUUCAAAAAUCAAAAAGGGUUGAAAACAUUUGGAAUGCCAGUGUAUCAUGGAUCUGGAUCUCACGAAUUGAAUGGUGAGAAGUAUCGAUUUCUUGUAAUGGAGAAAUUUGGUACAGAUCUGUGGAAGACUUUUUUGGAACACGACAGGCAUUUCCCAUCUGCAACAGUGUUCAAACUAGCAGUUCAACUGCUGGACGUUUUAGAAUACAUUCACAGCAAGGGCUACGUACAUUCUGAUAUUAAAGGAUCUAACAUUCUGAUGGGAGUUACGAAGGCUACCCAAAACAAGCAAGUGUACUUGGCAGAUUUUGGCAUAUCAUGCAAAUCUAAUGAAGAAGAAGAGCUUAAACCUAACCCCAAGAAAGCUCAUGAUGGUACAAUUGAAUAUUUAAGUAGAGAUGCUCAUAGUGGAGUUCAAACCAAACGUGGUGAUUUGGAAACCCUAGCAUAUAAUUUGAUUCAAUGGCUUGGAUGCACUUUGCCAUGGGAAAAUGAUUUGAAGGAUCCUGAAAGUGUUCAAAAAUCUAAAGAAGAAUAUAUGGCCAGUGUGCCUAAAUUCAUCAAAGCUUGUUUUGACAAAAGAUCGCCACCAGGUCCUAUUGUCGACUUUUUAAAUUGCCUCGUAUCGUUGGAACACAAUUCUACACCUGACUACAAGACCAUCAGAAAAAUAUUUUUAUCGGGUAUAACUGGUGGAGAUGCUCUUGGAAAACCAUUCCAGUUUGUUGUACCUGAGAGCAAAUCACCCAAGACUUCUCCAGCUAAGAGGAAAAACGAAAAUUCAGCGGCUUCGUCUAAGAAAAAAGUUCCCAAACUAGAUCUCGAAGAAGAUGCAUCCGAGGAGGAGAAAGAAAAUUUAGAUGACUUAUCCGAUGAAGAAGAGGUUCCUAAGAAGGCGAAAGGUAGAUCAAAGGGUAGACCGAAAGGCAAAAACGUCAAUACAGCUCCAAAAGAAAAGAAGAAAGCAGUUGGAAGAAAAAGAGCUAGGAAAACAGAAGAGGAAGAAGAAGACGAUUUAGACUUAGAGAAUAAUGUAGAAAAUGAUGAUGCACACGAUUCAGAUAUUGGUGAUGAUGAAGAGAUUACUAAGAAAGAAGAGAAAAUUGCGGCGCCAAAAGAAAAUAAAAAAACCAGGGGUAGGAAAAAGGCUAAAAAAGAAGUCAACGGAAAAGGACACGACAGGUUAAUUGAUGAAGACAGCGAUGACCAACCAAAACCAGUACCUGAAGUUUCUACCCGAUCUACAAGGCAAAGAGGAUCGAGGACAGUUAAUUACAGAGAAGAUUCAGACGACGAGGAAUUUUACAGAAUACCCAAACCCCGUAUGGCACCCGUGUCAACAGUUAAAGAAGUCACAGGCGAAGAAUCCGAAAUAAGUAGCUCACAAAAGAAAAAAGAAAAGAAAAAGCCGAAAACUAAAAAACCUGUAGAAAAGGAAGAAGAAAUCGAGGAAGAAGUAGAAGAUGAAGAUGAAAAAGAGGAAGAAGUCCAUAUCACAGACGAAGAAUCCGAAACAAGUAGCUCAAAAAAGAAAAAAGAAAAGAAAAAAGCUAAAACUAAAAAACCUGUAGAAGAAAUCGAGGAAGAAGUAGAAGAGGAAGAUGAAAAAGAGGAAGAAGUCCAUAUCACAGACGAAGAAUCCGAAACAAGUAGCUCACAAAAGAAAAAAGAAAAGAAAAAAGCUAAAACUAAAAAACCUGUAGAAGCAAAGGAAGAAAAAAUCGAGGAAGAAGUAGAAGAGGAAGAUGAAAAAGAGGAAGAAGUCCAUAUCACAGGCGAAGAAUCAGAAACAAGUACCUCACAAAAGAAAAAAGAAAAGAAAAAGACGAAAACUAAAAAACCUGUAAAAGAAAAGGAAGAGAACAUCGAGGAAGAAGUAGAAGAGGAAGAUGAAAAAGAGGAAGAAGAUAAAGAGAAAGAUGAAAAAGAUGAAGAUGAAAAAGAGCAAGAAGAAAAAGAGGAAGAAGAAAUGUCCGAUGAAGAUUUGGAAGAUAUUGAUGAUGAAGAUCUAAGAGGAUAACUAAUCUUGUCGUCAUUUGUGAAAGUAACUGUAUUGUGUAUGAAUUUAUAACUUGAUAGACUAAAUAGUUUAGUGUUUUAUUCACCCUUAUAUCAAGGAGAUCUUUAUUUUAUAUACAUUUGGUACAAAUCUGUACAACAGACCGAAAUUAUUGUCAUAUAUCAUUCUUGUUAGGGGAUUACAGUACCAUUUGUAAAUUUCUGUGAGAUACAAAUCGAACUGUGCAUUAUUUUCCUCUUUAAUUUAAAAUGUAUGUUCAUUUCAAACUUCAAUUCAGAGCCCGAAUGCACACAUUGGUGCUUUAGAGAGCAUGAAUUGCUGUCAGACUGUUUUAGUUAUAUUAGUUCUAUUGUUAGGUAGAGAAAGAAGAGAUGUGGCGCAAAAUAACGGGACCGAUUCUCUAAAUCAGUAAGGGGUAAAGUAUGGCCCGCCGAGGGUCCAUAGACAUGGAUAGUAUAAAUAUAGCUUUAACACAAAAUGCAAUUCUCCUUUCUGGCCCUCCUAUAGAAUUUCUUGAACUUUGUGGCCCCCCAUUAAAAAAGUUUGCCCACCACUGCUCUAAAUAAUUUUGUUUUGAUUGAAAUAGUAGUUAUUUUCUUCCCCAACAAUAUGUCGUUACUUUACCACUGUAAUGGUCGAUGAUAAUUCUUCAUUAUUUGAAGAAGUAUUCUUUGUUCAUUUAAAAUUCAUUAUUCGAAAAGUGCUUCAUUAAAUGUCUGUUUAAAUGGUCUAAAGUCUAAAAUAGUGUUCCUUUUGAUACAUAUGUGACUUUGGGAACAGAUAAAGCUCACAUGCUGUUCGGUCAGGCCAGUAGGUAGGAGCGUUUAAUACAUUUUGCACAAAAUAAAAGAAUUGAUGCUGUAAAUAAUGUUUUAAUUUAUUUCAUAGUUUAUUUUCUUCAGCAUGUUACUGUUCCUUUAUCAUUCGAUUUUAUUCGAAAUAGUGAUGGAAAUGUUUUAUGAAGUGUCGUUUCGUGUCUAAAUGGCAAUGUCUGGUUUCUUUUAAUGCAUAUUUGACCUUGAGAACAGAUAAAAAUCAAAUGGUGUUAGGUCAGAUGGGUAGGCCGGAUGGAUUAACACACUGUGUUAAUUUUUUGGCGUAAAAAUGAGACUGGGGCGUACAUUCAUUUCUAGAUACAAUGUCUAAAUUCUUCCCCACUAUUUUUUCAACCCUAAAAUUAAAAUGAAUAAAUUUUUGACUAAGUGCCUUAGUUCAUAGUUUUUAUGAUGAUUCAUGCUUUUUUUGUGGCAUAAUUGUUAAAAUUGACGGACGAGCUCUAUUUUGGCGAUAAUUGGAAUCAUAUGGAAUAUCUUCCUAGAUUUUUUAGCAGGGUUGUUUUAAAUGUCGACUUGAUAAAAAAAAGUAUGGACUGCUCCUAAUAAUUUGGCAAUCUUCUUAAUUGAUAGAAUUGUUCCGAUGGCGGGUGUUAACGGAAUCAAUUAAAAAUAAGUGUAAACAACGAACAGUAAUAUUUAUUUUAUUUUUGGUUAAAAAGCGUGCUUAUUCAUCUCGUAAGAGGGUUGUUUAUUGUUUGAGGACAGCGAAGGGGCGUCUGAACUGCCUGCCUUCCGUGACGAUACUGCAGAGACCAGAACACAGUCAUCAUGUUUGCGGUUUUACAAUAUGGCUAGAAAAGGCAAUAAAUUACUACAUCUGGCGUUUUAAAAGCUCAGAACCUUUCUGUAGUUUUCAGAAAUGUCUUCGAAUGCAUUUCCAAAGUGCGUUGACAUAAGGUCUGAUAAGGUAAUUAAUUUAUGGGGAAUUCAGUUUGUUAAACUGAACACACCAAAAACAUAUGGUUAAGGAUACAUUUCGUUUCGUAAAACUUCUUAGCAUCUGGUUUGUGUAUUAAAUGUGAAUUUUAUAUGACCGUUUUGAGAAAAGUUAUUAAAAAAUAAAAUUAGCAAAAAUAGUAAUUAAAGCGUGUCGACACAGAAUCUUAUCGAAGAUGUUAAUUUAUUUUUUUAGUUUCCUACAUUCUCAUAAGGUCUAUUCGUGCAGCACAUCCUGAACUUGCCCAGAGGGAUAACGCCUGCGCAUUACAAAAAGGUCGAAUUUUUCCCUCUGAACACCCAAUGCGCAGGCGUUCUCCCUCUGGGUAAGUUCUAGAUACAUUCCGGUCAUGCUGCGCGAAUAAGUCUAUAGAGUUAAUUUGUUUAUGUAUUGCCAUCUGUCAAAAUAUGACGUCAUCGCAUUUUUUUAAUAUGACAUGUGAUCCGUCAGUAACAAAUAAUUAUUUCUUGUUUUUAUGGGCAUAAAGAAUGGUACAAGAUUCGAAUUAUUUAUCACAUGUUAUAUGUAUAUUGUCAUGUAAGAAAAAUGGCUAUGGCGUGGUUAUUUUUGACAGAUAUUAAUAAAAAAUACAAGAAUUCUCUCAGAAUAUGGAAAAUAUUAGACUUGACCUGUUCAAGUGUUAAAGGCUAGCACAAAAUAAUUAUUGGAAUUCCGUAUUGUAAUGACAUUGUGCCAAUUGAAAGUGAAUGGUUGCUAGGUUAAAACAGCGCGAUAGAAUCACACAAAAAUCUAGGAAUAUAUAGCGAUACGCUAUAAUUACUAUUUUUGCUAAAUUUUUAAUAACUUUUCUCAAAACGAAAUAACAUUAGUCAUUUAAAAUUCACAUUUAAUAUACAAACCAUAUGCCAACGAGGGCCGUUAAGUUUAAGAAACGAAAUGUAUCCCUAAGCAGAUUAUAUAAAAUUAAUGUUUUUUUCAAGGAAACACUAAUAGAUUUCGAGGCCAGAUUGCCACGCUCUUUAUGUCAACUUAUUAAAAUACAGAAAGGUUCUCAUCUUUUAAAACGCAGAUGUAUUAAUUUAUUGCCUUUCUAGCCAUAUUGUAAAACCGCAAGCAUGGUGACAUAAUAGAGUGUGGUGGUCUCGCAGUAUCAACACACCAGGCUCGCGGUUCAGACACACCCUCGCUAAAACAACAAAACCCUUACAAGAUAAUAAACGAAGCACGCUUGUUUACCCAAAAAUAAAUAAGUAUAUUAUUGACAAUUGUUUGCGUUUUAAUUAAUAUUAUUCUAUAUAAUUGUUUCCGUCAACACACCCACCAACGGAAUAAAUAAAAUAUACUAAGUGGCAUAAGUCAAAUGAUGUAUUGCUUGCCAUAUGAUCCUAUUUAAUUUAUUCUUACAAAAUGACGCAUGUCUGCUAGUUCUGACGAUUACGUUACUCAAAAUUCCUAAAAACCAUGAAAAGGUGCCUUAGAAACUUGAAAUUUCAUGUUUGUUGCAUUUUUGAGACACUAAAAAUGAUUUCGACAAAACAGAAUCGUCUGCAAAGGGCAUGGGACAGAGCGAAAGUACUUAUCUGCAAAAGUGGAUGGGCACAAGUGAAAAGAGAAGACUUUACAUAGUACUUCCGUAGAGACAUUAGUGGUUAUUUUGUUGAUACAUCUCGUUUACAAAGGGUACGCCCGUUAAGAUAGACAAAAUGGCUUCACUCCCAGAAUCCUGGGUGUGAGGGUAUUUUGCCUAUCUAAAUAGGGGGUACACUUUUCUCUCAUGACCUAUAAUCUAAUCACAGCUAAGAGAAAACGCGCCUAAACAAUUACACGUGAACAAAGAUGAGGUACUACUAGGUAGGCGAGCGGCAGCAACCCCUAAAAUUACGUUAUACCAACCACGAAAAUCAACUUUAAGGUGAAUGACCAAUUUUUUGUCAUUCUUUAUGUUUUCGAGGUCGCGAAUCCGAAUAUGAAGUUUAUUUUUAUCUAGAAUUGGUGGAACAUGUUCAAAAAUCAAAUUUUAUGCAAACAUUCAAUUUUGAUGAAUUUUCCAAUUUUCCUCACUGUAUCUUUGGUCGCCGUAAAUAUUUCCUUUUGAAAAUUUAACUGUGUCAUUACUGAAGUAUCUAGGUAACAAUGAGAUUUCUCCAAAAUAUUUAGACAAAUUAAAAGAGGAGUUGUUAAUUUUUAAACAUUUUGUCGUCAGAUUUCGUCAGUUUCAUGUUUACUUAAAAAGUUAAGUGACAUUCAUGAAGGAGUUUUCUGGAAAACUUUAAGUCAAAAUAGGCAAUAGGAAAAAAGUUAUGUGACCUUACAGACGAGCGGCACACCCUAAAAAACGCUUAUUUCUCGAGAUACUGACCACGGUGUGGUGAAUGGCUAAUUUUGAUUAUACUUUAUGUUUUUGGUGGUGUUAAAAACAUAAAUUAGGUUUAUUUUGAAUUUUACAUGGGGAAACAUUGUCAAAGUUGCAAUUUUACCCUAAAAAUAAAAAAAAGAAAUCCCCUUUUUUACCUUUAACGCGCCACAACUCUGUUCCAUUUUAAUAUGUUUUUCUGAAAUUGUUACACCAUAUAUCUCUUACCUUUCUUGAGACAAUGGGACCUGUUUCAAUCUCCCUGUUUUAUUAUAAUAAAAGUUAUGAAUUGUAAGUAAAAAAGGUGCAGAUUCCUGAAUUGCAAAGUUUAAUCGUAAAAGUUGAGUCACAAAAUUUGAAAUCUAGCUUUUUAAUUAAGUUUAUAUUAAAACAUAGAGCAUAAAGAAUAAAAUUUUUUAUAGAAAAAAAAUGGUGCAUAUUUUAAUUGCGUAAAAUUGCGAUUUUGACAAUGUUCCCCCAUUUAAAAUUCAAAAUAAACCUCAUUCUCGUUUUUAGCACCAUCAAAAACAGAAUUUGAUCAAAAUUAGCCAUUCACCACACCGUGAUCAGUAUUUCGAGAAAUAAGCAUUUUUUGGGGGAGUGCCACUCGUCUAUAAAGUCACAUAACUUUUUUCCUAUUGCAUAUUUUGACUUGUAAUUUUCCAGAAAACUUCUGAAAAUUUGUAAUGCUGUGUUGAUUAAAAUUACAAACUAAAAAGUUUGUCACCCAACUUUUUUAAGUAAACAUGAAACUAACGAAAUCUGACGACAAAUUGUUUAAAAAUUAUUAGCUUCUCUUUUCAUUUGUUUAAACAUAUGGAACAAAUCUCUUUGGUAUCUAAAUUCUUUAAAGAUGAUACAGUAAAAUUAUCAAAAGGAAAUACUUACAGAGACCAAAGAUGCAGCAAGGUAAAUAUAAAAAAUCAUAAACAUUAAUUCUUCGCAUUUUUGCAUAAAAUUUGAUUUUUGAACAUGUUCCACCAACUCUAGAUAAAAAUAAA
Messenger RNA from Diabrotica virgifera virgifera (western corn rootworm), 7509 nucleotides. RefSeq names its product nucleosomal histone kinase 1-like. The record is from RefSeq and is a predicted model, not a curated record. The coding region runs from base 124 to 2421 and encodes 765 amino acids. The transcript has 7 exons. Gene Ontology annotation, cellular component: cytoplasm; nucleus. Gene Ontology annotation, biological process: signal transduction; peptidyl-serine phosphorylation. NCBI's taxonomy places the organism in Eukaryota, Metazoa, Arthropoda, Insecta, Coleoptera, Chrysomelidae. Gene Ontology annotation, molecular function: protein serine/threonine kinase activity; ATP binding.